AUGGGCAUUCAGGUCGAUAUCUCCCCCAGUGCUGCCCGUUCUCGUCGUGUUUCAUCUCUAGGUGGCUAUGGUGAGUAUAACGCUAAGAUUGUACUUCUCUUUGGCUGUUUCAGUGGGAUAGUAUUUGGAGGGAUACAUUGUCUGGGCUGGAAUUACUUAUUUCAGAAAUACACAGAACACAUGUUAUGGCGUGCAGCUUCCCUUUGGAUAGCAUGUGCGCCGGUAUUUUUUUUUCUUACUUACUGGCAUAUGGUAUGGAGAGGCGAUACGUCGGAUUUCGCCGACAAGACCGGGAUAAUAGUUGUGCUCAUCAGCUCUUUUGUAUAUAUUGUUGCACGCAUUAUACUCAUUGUACUCAUGAUGAUGAGCUUACGAUCGCUGCCUCUUGGCGUAUAUGACACAGUAGCUUGGACCACGUUUAUUCCACAUUUCAAUAUGUAG
Messenger RNA from Suillus clintonianus, 441 nucleotides. RefSeq lists its product as uncharacterized. The coding region runs from base 1 to 441 and encodes 146 amino acids. The transcript has a single exon. The record is from RefSeq and is a predicted model, not a curated record. NCBI's taxonomy places the organism in Eukaryota, Fungi, Basidiomycota, Agaricomycetes, Boletales, Suillaceae.